Molecule: messenger RNA, 3580 nt
Organism: Chinchilla lanigera (long-tailed chinchilla)
Lineage: Eukaryota; Metazoa; Chordata; Mammalia; Rodentia; Chinchillidae
Product: nascent polypeptide-associated complex subunit alpha, muscle-specific form-like
Exons: 8
Coding region: 1-3105 (1034 amino acids)
Source: RefSeq, a predicted model, not a curated record
AUGGUUCGGGAUCCAGCCGAGGUGGGCCCUCCUAGAAAACUGCUUCCCACCGACCGCUUAGCUUCCGAUCGGCCGCGGCAGCGAGACGCGAGCCUCCAGGAGCAGCGCGGAGUAGCGCGCGGCCCACGGAGCCCCAGCGCGCUCACAGCGGUACAGCGGCGCGGUACGGCAAGGCAAAGCCCGGAGAUCCCGAGGUGGGCGGGCACCGCGCGACAGGGGACCGAGCACUUCCGUGCCCUUUCCGGAAUCCCACCCAACUCCAGAAACCCAAAGAUCCUGAAAAUUCCGAAAGCGAAACUGGAAGCAGGUCUCCAGAAGUUUGGGGACCGUAUGCCGGGCUCCCCGCCUCAGGACUACUGGACACUACAAAUGCCAUCUAGGACGCGCACCAGCGCAUCGACGUCAGGAGGGCGAGGGGAGGGGUUCGCGGCUGAAACUGCAGUCGGCCAGCACAGAGCCAUUUUAGGCUGGCCCGCACCUCCGCGCAGCCCACGGAAGAGCCGGCCCGGAGGACGCGCCGAGCGCGGCGGGAAGGGCAGGGUGCGCCACGCGCCCUGCACCCCGGGCGAAACGCGCGUCCGUCCGCGCCUAGCCGAGCGCUCUGCCUCGCCGCUCCGGCGGGAGGGAAAGCCUGUCGCCGCGUCUCCAAUCGAGGUGUCACUCUGGCCUCCACCCACCCGACGCGGAGAGCGGACCCGCCCCUCCGACACUCCCGCCGCUACGCGAUCAGGUGCGCGGGCCCGGGAAAAGUCACCGGGACCUGCCCUAGUGGGCCAGGGGGCCGCUCACGACCGCCGCGUGGCCCCCGACCCCCUUAGGGUCUUUCCCGCUGGCACCGCCGAGCGUUCUCAGCUGGGCGGCCGCGUGCUGGACACGGGCGACCCCUGUCGGGGACCCCGGCUCCCAGCGAAGGCACGUUCCCGCAUUCCGGAGGGCUCUCCUCCGGCCCCAGGCCCGGAUGCCGGCCUUUCCCCGGACGCUUCGUCGCCCACGACUCUCCAAGGCUACAGCCCUGCCUGCGCGCCCGCCAAGGCCGGAGGAAGACACCUCACACACAGCCCUCGGCUCUCCACCCGAGCAAGGGGCAGCCCCUCCACCCCCGCGCCUUCCCCAAGCCCCUACCCCGCCAAAGCCGAAAGCAACAAAAGCAGCUCCCCUCCUAGACCCUACACAUCUCCGGGCCGAGCUCCGCGCGCCCCUCCCCUUCUGCCCCCGGCUUUCAUCCUCCCAGCGCUCUGGCGUGGACCCCAACCUUCCACCCCAGCGUGGCGCAAAGGGAAGCAAAAGCACACUAAAUCCAGCACACGCAAAAUCCCACUGACGUCUGCAGCCCGACUGCACCCAAAACCUUGGACUACUAGUCCCUCUAACAGGCACCUCCUCGCUCCACUUACUCGAGGCUGUACUUGCGCAGCAUCCGGCGCACAGAGAGAGCGAGCUCGCCCAGAAAGCCGAAAUACAUCUUUCCCUCGGCCCGCAGGUAUCUCUGCACCGCGUGUCAGCAGUUCGUCACGUCCAAUCGUGGCAAGGUGUGGGUUCCGAGGCGCACUCAGAUUCGGGGCGGGUCUCCUUCAGCGCGCCCCCUCCCCGCAAGGGCACACGCGAGCAGGCACCGUGCGGGGACGCACAGGCACGCGGGGCAGGCGCGCGUCCACGUCCCGGUCCCGGCGGGGGCCCGUGCGCCCCCCGCCCUCCAGCAAUGGACUUGACACACAGACGCCAACCACGGAAAAAAUUAGGGCUGCAAUUUUUAAAAGCCACCCAGCCCGCCAUAUUGAAACUGGCACGGUGUCUGACGACUCCUUCCCCGCCGCUGUAGCGCCUCGAAGAAAACGCAAGUACGGAUGGGGCUCUGGACGCGCGUCCGGCCACGAGAAGCAACCGCUUCCCACUCCCCGGGCUCGCCCUUCCCGGGCCGAUCCCCUCCAGCCGUCCCGGGUCAAAAUCACCCUUCUCUGGGGCUCCGCUCCUCCCUGCUCCCCCUCCCCCACCCCCACCCCGGGGUGGACCCGGCUUCCUUUUUUUUUUUCUAAACUGGAAAAAAAGGACGCGGACCCGCGCGCUCAACCUGCGGGCCGGAGGUUUGCCCACGGCCCGGGGACAGCAGCCGGCGCGGCGUCCUACCUGAUGAAGUUCGUCCCGCCUCGCGUGGAGCCCGGCCCCGGGCGUCUCCGAGAGGGCACCGGCCUCGCUCGCCCGCCCGCCCGCGCCGCCCUCGCUCGCUCGCUCCUCGCCCGCCGCCUCCCUCGCGCGCCCGCUCCAGCCCUCCAGCUCCCACUACAGCCUCAUUCCAAUAUGGCAUCCUCUCUGACCCGAGGGGUCCGGAAGAGGUUUCGUGCCCCGAAGGGCAGGAAAUUAAGCUGGGGCUGCUGCGAAGAUCGUCAGCUUCUGGUAACAAGGCGCGCCGCGCGUGCCGUGGGGCACCUGGCCAGGACGGGUUCUGGCCGGGCAGGAAAAGAACUCCUGGCCCAGCAGGAGGUAAAAGUGGCCCUCGCGAUCACCGAGUGCGCGGAGGCGGCGCACCGCCGAGGGCGGCGCAGCCCCGAGCAGGGCCCGCAGUCCGCGAGGCCCGCGUGUGCUUUGUCCAGGCGUGGGGGGCGGAGGACAGAAUCCCGGAGCCUCAGGCGCAGCGCCUGGGCAGCGCCAGAACAAAACCUCGUGCAGAAAAGCCGCGACGCCGGGACAGCUUACGGAGAAGGCUUGGCCUUUACUAAGGCCCAGCUGGUGUGGAUGGGUGUAUCUUGGAGAUCGCUUUGCGAGGGCGUGAAGCUCCUUCCCCCAGGCCCGUCCUUCCUCCACGAGACACAGGAACUACCUGAGACCCGGAAAAGCCAAGCCCCAGAGGCCACUCGCUGUGCUUCCCGGUUUGAACUCCAGCCCGAGUCUGCGACCCCUUGCAGCCCCCCGGUCCAGCUCUUAGGGUCACCAAACCACAGUCCCGAGCUCUGUCCCCGAACCAGCUGCAUCCGGCCCCAGCACAGCAACCCUCCCACCUGCACCCUGGAGCCGCCUCCUUCAGACCCCCAGGCGAUUCCAGGUCAGCCUGGGGGACAGACUUUGCUGGCGGGAAUCCAGAGCGCGGACCCCAGGCACUGCUGGCUCUAGCCCCAGGUCUCUAGCACCCGUCACCUAUUCUUGCCCCGGCUACACAGUGGGCCGGCAAGACAAGACGGGAGCGCAGGAGACAGUCCCAUGCUUGGAGGAGUUAACAGCUUGGGAGACCCAGCCGGCACUCCCGCCGCGGAGACCGAGGUCACCGCCUUAGGCACCGCGGAAGCCAGAGCGCGGCGCAGGAAUGGCCCCGAGUGUGGACCCCUCCUCCAACUCCCGAGAGCCCAGGCUGCGCCACUCGGGCCGGCGUCCCCGCGCGCCCCAGGCCGCUCUCAGUCCGGCUCCCUGCGCCCCUCGGGACUUCCGGGCGCCCCUGUGCCGAGUGAGGUCGCGCUUUCCGUCUCCUCCAGCAGUGCGACGUGAGCUGCAACCAGCCAUUUUGCGGUUUCCAACCUGGUUUAUAGUUUUAAGUCAUUAUUAUGCACCGAGAUUAUUUCAUCAAAAUAAACACAAAUGCAAAAAAAAAAAA